Molecule: messenger RNA, 2622 nt
Organism: Rotaria sp. Silwood2
Lineage: Eukaryota; Metazoa; Rotifera; Eurotatoria; Philodinida; Philodinidae
Source: the annotation of a GenBank genome assembly
AUGAAAAUUUCAAGUAUUUUUAUUAUUAUCUUCAUUUUUAUUGAUUCAAUUAACAAUUUUGAUUUACCAGCUGAAAUUCGUAUUGCUAUUUUUGAUACUCAUGAUAUAUUAUCUCGUCAUGCAUUUGAAUAUGCUGUUGCAAAAAUUAAUACACAAACACGUAUAUUUAAAAAUUCAAAGAUUGUCGUUAAUCAUAUUGAUAUGGUUGAUGCACAUGAUAGUUUUUCAGCUUAUAAAAUGAUAUGUGAACAGUUACAAACUGGCAUUGCUGCUUUAUUUACUGGUCAACUUACUCCAUCAUUAGAGUUUGUUAGUACAUUAACACGACAGUUACAUAUUCCAUUAUUUUUAUCAUCACCAGAUUCACAAACUAAAGUUGAUUAUUAUAUAAUUAAUGUCCAUCCACAUUAUACAGCAACUAGUCAAGCAUAUAGUGAUCUCAUUAAAUUUCAGGGAUGGAACGAAAUAGCCAUUAUCACUGAACAUGCUAAGAAUUUACUUUAUCUCCAAGAUUUACUUAAAUUACCAUCGGAUAAAAAUCAUAUGACAAUUACUGUAAGACAAUUGCGCGGUCGACCAGGUAUUAAUAAUUGGUAUCCAUUACUUCUACAAUUAAAAGAUACAGGCAUAUCAAAAUUUUUAAUCGAUAUAAAAACUGAUACUCUAGAUGAUUUCUUUUCACAAGCAAAACUUGUCGGUUUAGUUGGACCCUAUUAUGAUUUUGUAUUAACUUCAUUAGAUAUUUCAGUCGUUAAAUGGGACAAGAUUUUAUAUACAUUAGUUAAUAUAACUGGUUUACAAUUUUUUGGUCGAGAUGAUCCAGCAGUUCAUGAAUUUUUCGAUUCAAAUAUUCUCAGUGUUAAUACUCCAUUUCAACCUAAUGAACGUUCAUUAAGAGCAUCUGCAGCAUUGAUGUAUGAUUCUGUUUAUUUCUUUGCUCGUGCACUUAAUCAAUUUAUUGAACAACAUUCAUUUAAUAUUACACCAUUAACAUGUGAUGCACAACAACCAUGGAUACAUGGUUCAGCAUUUUCUUUAUUCUUGAAAACAUUCGAAGUAAACGGCAUAACAGGAAAAAUAAAAUUUGAUGAUAAUGGUCUACGAACAGAUGUAUCUUUUGAAGUUGUUGAUUUAGCUGCUACUGGUGUUAAUAAAAAUGGAUAUUGGUCAUCAAAUAUUCCAAAUCGACUUGAAGUUCAACGUAAUUUUACAAAAGAUUAUGAAAUAAGAAAACAAGAAAUACAAAAUCAAAGAUUAAAAGUAACAACACUUAUUGAACCACCAUAUGUUAUGUGGAAUGGAAAUGAAACGAAUUCAACACAAAAUUUUUUUGGUUUUUGUAUUGAUAUUUUACUUGAUUUAGCUGAACGACUUAAUUUUACAUAUGAAAUCGAUAUUGUUAAAGAUAAAACAUUUGGAAAAAAAAAUGAUAAAGGAGAAUGGAAUGGGAUUAUCGGAGAAUUAGUUCAGCGUAAAGCCGAUUUAGGUCUAGCUGGAUUAACGAUCACGUAUCAACGUGAACAGGCCAUUGAUUUUACAAAACCAUUUUUAACACUUGGUAUAAAUAUUCUAUAUAAAAAAGCAAAACGUGCCAAACCGAAAUUAUUCGGCUUUUUUGAUCCAUUAAGUCAUGAUGUAUGGAUUUAUAUGAUUGCUGCUUAUUUUGCUGUUAGUUUUUCACUUUAUUUGGUUGCAAGAUUAUCACCAUAUGAAUGGCGUAGUCCAUAUUCAUGUCGUAGAACUCAUAAUGAAUUAGAAAAUCAAUUUACAUUAUUUAAUUCAUUUUGGUUUCUUAUUUGUAAUAUAAUGCAUCAAGGUACAGAUUUAAAUCCAGUAGCAACAUCAACACGUAUGAUAAGUUGUCUUUGGGGAUUUUGUACAUUGAUUCUUGUUUCAUCUUAUACAGCUAAUCUUGCGGCCUUUUUAACUGUACAACGUAUGCAAACACCUAUUGAAAAUGCUGAUGAUUUAGCAUCACAAGUAGAUAUUGCUUAUGGUGUUCAACGUGGUGGUUCAACGGAAAAUUUUUUUCGUGAAUCUAAAAUUCCUACAUAUGAACGUAUGUGGAAUUAUAUAUUAGGUAAUCAAGCUACUGUUACUGUAUCAUCAAGUACUGAAGGUAUUAAUAAAGUAUUAGCAGGUGGUUAUGCUUUUCUUAUAGAAUCAACUACAAGUGAAUAUAAUAUAAUGAGAAAUUGUGAAUUAACAUCAAUUGGUGGUUUACUUGAUUCAAAAGGUUAUGGAUUUGGUGUACCACAAAAUUCACCAUAUCGUGAUAUAUUAAGUGAUACAAUAUUAAAAUUACAAGAUGCAGGUGUUAUACAAAAAUAUUAUAAUAAAUGGUGGAAAGAAGCAGCUAAUUUAAAUUGUGAUGAAGAAGAUAAAAGAAAAGAAAUAGCUUCAGCAUUAGGUUUUGCUAAUAUUGGUGGUGUAUUUGUAAUACUUGCUGUUGGUUUAGUUCUAUCAAUGAUUGUUGCUGCAGUAGAAUUUCAUGUUAAAAUAAGUCAUAGAAAUAAGGGAAAGGUUUCAAUCCGCGAGGAAUUGGGACGUUAUUUUCGUUUUGCUGUUUUUCAUGCCAAAGCACCAAAACGUCGCAUCAGUAAUUUUGUUGGUGAUCCCUAA